AUGGAUAUCUGGCCUUGCGAUGAACACUUGGCGAAGUGGUGGAAGUGGAGGCAGGCGCAGCUCGCGAAAAAGCAGAAGCGGAAGCGCGAAGACGUGAAUAAGAAGAAGACGAAGAAAGAGAAGAAGAAGAAGCGCGACGAGGAUGCAGGACCUGAGCCUUGCACAUGCGGCCCAGAUGCCUCUCGCGCGCUAUGCUUUCGGUUCUUCAAUGCCACUCGCAAGUUCUGGCCAAUGUUCUGGAAAGAUGAGCGUCUCCGGGCUACGGUAGACGUCUGCGAAGAGCGCCUCGGACUCCCCACCGUCGAGAUGACCGACAUGGAUCCCGAAGACGCUUACAACUACUUUUUCGGACUCGCACGGGGCUCCCUCUGGACCAGCGUCCCCAAGGAGGUGGAUGAAUAUUGGCGAUAUAUGAGGAUGGUGCCACUGCACACGGAUAUGAGUUGUCGUGCACCGGACAACGACAUCGGCUGGCACUCUUUGGCAUGCAACCCUGUCGGUGCGCUAGCUGUGAGUCUGAACAACGUGGCGUGCAAGGAACACGACACCAUCUUGUACAUGUGGGUGCCCAUCGUCCCGGCGCAGACGUACAAGUCUAUCUUCUGGUCCUUCCACUACGGCACCCUGCUUGUAGCGCACAAAGACUGGCACUCGCAAGAGGAUCGCCGCAAAGCUUGGAGCGACAGGGACUUUCGAUCCAAGUACGAAUGGUGCCGCGCUUCGAACCAAACCAUGGACGAGCGAGCCAAAGUGUUGCGCCUUCCUCUGCUGAGCUUCGCCAAGCCCAAACACAUUAAAAACUUCAUCAACGGCAAGACCCCAGCGGGGACCAGGCGUCCGAGCCCCUCGUGCGAAGCUUUCAAGCCCGAACCGCCGUUUGUGGUGCGAAAUCAAUCGGGCGCGGGGCUCGGACCAUUGGCCACGCACAGCUUCAUGCGAGACCUGGCAAGCCUGCAGCACUCGGCACCGGCGGUGGAUCUCGACCAACUGCACAAGCGGUGCAUGCACGAGUGGAAGGGGCACUCGAUUCCGUGGCGUGGGCUGCUCGCCGGACUCCUGACCCCCCGGGGAGGAGAUCGGGGCACGCAUCGACCUGACGAGGACGAUGCAGAUGAAGAAGCCGGCAGCGCGGGCGACCCUUUCCAGGACGGCGAGGAAGAGCGGCGAUCGAAGCGACUUCGUGGAGCGAAGCAGUCGUUCUCUACCGACGACGACGGCGGCGAGGACCCGCAACCACGUCUACGUCAAACCCAGCUCAACCUGCCCGGUCAGUCGAGCCGGUCCGGACAGCAUCCUUGGCCAGAGUCCAAAUUGAAGCCUGAGUCCAUAACGAAGAUCAAGGACUGGCUCAUAAACGUGAGGGGAUACGGCAAAGCAGCGCGAAACUGGCACUGGGAGAAGGUGGAGGAAGCUGUGCGGAAGGAGGGUCGCAAGAUUGAAGGCGAGGAAGCUGCGCGGGAGGAUCGCAAGGUCGAAGGCGAGGAAGCUGUGCGGGAGGAUCGCAAGACCGAAGGCGAGGAAGCUGUGCAGGAGGGUCGCACCGAAGGCGAGGAAGCUGCGCGGAAGGAAGAUCGCAAGGUCGAAGGCGAGGAAGCUGCGCGGGAGGAUCGCAAGAUCAAAGGCGAGGAAGCUGCGCGGAGGGAGGAUGGUACAGGCGACGAGACCGGGACGCUCGUACCGUAG
This is a messenger RNA of Didymosphaeria variabile, 1683 nucleotides long. RefSeq lists its product as uncharacterized. The coding region runs from base 1 to 1683 and encodes 560 amino acids. The record is from RefSeq and is a predicted model, not a curated record. NCBI's taxonomy places the organism in Eukaryota, Fungi, Ascomycota, Dothideomycetes, Pleosporales, Didymosphaeriaceae. The transcript is spliced from 2 exons.